AUGGAGUUGCAGAAGCGUGGCUCACGCUUCACCACGUUCGUGGAUUGCGACGACUUGAACGAUUUGACGCGGCUCUUCAGCUACGUUGGCCAAGACACCGAGACGCUGGUGGUGCUCGCUAGCCCAGACAUCUUAACCCGCAAGUGGUGCGUCGGAGAGAUCUGCACCGCCAGGAUCCAAAGGCGCGGAGAAGCAUCGAAUAGCGAAAGCCAAAGUGCCAACCCCGACAAGACCUUUAUCGAAAGCUAUUCAUCCAUUGUGCCGGACAUCACUGAGCUGGCCAACUACAAUCUGGGAUUGGUGGCUGCCUGGUUUGACAGUAGUCUUUUCAGCACACCGCACCCUGCUGGAACUGGAUUGGCAAGCACCCCCCAAAAGCAAUUGCUUGCUAUAUCAAGGUUUGAUUGGAACUGGAACGGAACUCCCUCACCCUUAAUUGAGCAUGAACUGAAACCGGAAGUGUUCCACCUUGGGGCAGACCCUGAGGUGCAAGGACCAGCCUUCAAUUGGAGAGUCGUAUUAGCUCGAUGUGUCAUGUUGUUUCAUCUUUUUUUGUUUUUCUUGUGA
Molecule: messenger RNA, 567 nt
Organism: Durusdinium trenchii
Lineage: Eukaryota; Dinophyceae; Suessiales; Symbiodiniaceae
Source: the annotation of a GenBank genome assembly